GAAUGAAAAGCAGAUACGCAGCUUAUUUGACGAAAGCGCAGUCCACUGGUAUUAUUAGCAACCCGCUGUGCGACAACAGCAGCAAGUCCGUGUAAAUGACUGCCUAAGCAUUAUUGAGCAUAUCUUCCACUAGCAGAGCUCCGCGAGCGAAUGACAAACAGAAAGUGAGAGGCGAUAAAGCAAAUCAAGCCGUCAACACAUUCCAAAUGUGUUAAGAAGUUAUCGUCUCAGUCUUGUAGUACAUCGGGAACGAGCACAAGAUGAUUACCCAGCGACGUGCGCAGGUGGCACUUUUAAAAGUUCAAUUAAUAUUGCUGAUUGCCAAUUUGGCAACGGCUGCCGUUCCUGGACGAUAUGAGGCGUUAAUGAAGCAACAAUCAACUGACGAAGACAUGGGGCUGUAUAGUGUUGAGGACAAGGUUUUUAUAAUGACCAGUGCAAAUUUUAAUGAGACGGUGCUGGAGCAGAAUCGUUCAGUUCUGGUCGAGUUCUACAAUACGUAUUGUGGACAUUGCCGAAGGUUUGCUCCCAUUUAUAAGGCGGUGGCCGAGCAGCUGUUACCAUGGCGUGAUGUGGUCCUCAUUAGUGCCAUUGAUUGUGCAGCUGAAGAAAACAACGGUGUAUGCCGCAUGUACGAGGUAAUGGGAUAUCCUACAAUGCGGUAUAUGGGACCCGGAUUCCAGCCUGGCGUGAAGCAAUAUGGCCAAAAUUUGCAAACCCAAAAUCCCGACGAGAUUCGCUCACAGCUGGCCAAAUUUGUGGCAGCCGAGAAUCAGACAGCGACCACCAACAACAGCUUCUGGCCGAACUUCCAGCAGGUGACAGAUAACGACAGUGCGUCCUCCCUCUUCGAGGGCCUAAGCAGUCAGCGAGAAUACAUAGCACUGGUGUAUGAGCCAGAAAAUUCAACGGUUGCCAUCGAAACGGCACUAUUCCUACUUCAUUGGCCAGCUGUCCAAGUGCGUAUUGUCCACGAUGCUGCAACAGCCGAAAAAUUCAAAAUCGACACUAUUCAAAAUAAGUUGGCCCUCAUCGAUCGCAAGGGAAACGCAACACCUUUUGCGCCAUCGGAGGAAACUAGUGACUCCUAUUCCAAGACCAUUGAAGAUUUUCUGAGGGCACAUCAUUUUACGCCGAGACCAGAGCUAAUUGAAACCGCACACUCGACAAGCAGUGAAAAGUUAAAUGAAUUCGGAGCCGAGCACAAGAAAAUUAUUGAUGAAGUGCAUAGGAACAAACAUUUUGUUUACCAGGCCGAUUUGGAGCAGGCCAUACGCACCGUGUUGCACAACGAAGUGCCCAAGAUUAACGAGAUUAGUGGUGAGCGUCUGCUGGCGCUGCAACGUUUUUUGGCAGUACUACAGCGCUACAAUCCCUUGGGCGCCAAUGGCCAAGAACUGGUGGCCAAACUCAGUAGCUUUGUGGUGCAGUUUAAUCAGCAGAUUACAGGCAAACAGUUCGAACAAGAACUGCAGCGUCUGGAACACCAGUAUUCCCCCAUAUACUCAUCCACUCAGUUUAUCGGCUGCGCUGGCUCUCAACAGCAUUACCGCGGCUUUAGCUGCUCGCUCUGGACGCUCUUCCAUUAUAUGACGGUGCAAGCGGCCCAGAACGAUCAAUCACAAGAUCCCCUCGAAGUGUUGCAAGCCAUGCAUGGGUACAUCAAGGGCUUCUUCGGUUGCACCGAUUGUGCCGAACAUUUUCAGGCAAUGGCCUCGCGUCGCAAAAUCUGGAGCGUGCCAAGUAAAGAGGAGGCAAUACUCUGGCUCUGGCAAGCCCACAACGAAGUAAAUCAACGACUGGCAGGCGAUUCCACAGAGGAUCCUGAAUUUCCAAAAACUCAAUUUCCCACUCGCAGUAGUUGCGCGCAAUGCUAUCGCGGUCCCAGCUCGACAACUUCCCACCUAGACAUCAGUUGGAAUAAGGAUGCUGUGCUAGGAUUCCUGAACAACAUAUACAAUCCGGAGUUCAUCAGCCGAUACGGCCUGCAACGUGAGGAACUGUUGCAUGCCACGGCGGAAAAGCUGAGGCAGAAACGUCAAAUCGCUAACGUGUUCUCGGACAUCGACAUGCGCAUGGGAAUGCUCCUAUAUGGCUUCUGCAUAGUGAUGAUGGUCAUUGCGUUCAAGCUAUUCGCAUUCAAGGGCUACCGCAAGAAGCCUUACGGACACGAUCUGCUCGGAAAGGUGUGAUUACGGCUACAAUUUUAUGGGGAUUUUAUUGUUUAUAGUUUUAAUCACAAAAGCAACUGAGACAAGCACACCGACGACUACAUACAUAUGAACAACAGCUAUUGGUAUUCGCUAUUUACAACGACCACCUAUGAACGUUUUUACAUAUGUUGUACAUGCAAUUAUACAUAUAGUUAAGAUAAAAGUGUACAUACAUACAUACAUAUAUGCAUAAUA
This is a messenger RNA of Scaptodrosophila lebanonensis, 2408 nucleotides long. RefSeq names its product sulfhydryl oxidase 1 (gene Qsox1). The transcript has 2 exons. Gene Ontology annotation, molecular function: protein disulfide isomerase activity; flavin-dependent sulfhydryl oxidase activity. Gene Ontology annotation, cellular component: Golgi membrane. Lineage: Eukaryota; Metazoa; Arthropoda; Insecta; Diptera; Drosophilidae. The coding region runs from base 261 to 2192 and encodes 643 amino acids. The record is from RefSeq and is a predicted model, not a curated record. Gene Ontology annotation, biological process: protein folding.